UUUGCGUGAACGAUUGGCGAAUGAGUCCAUAUUUCAGAAAAUAUUGAAAUAAAUACCAAAAUAUGCAAUUUAUUUACUAAAAUGGAAGCUAAGAUUGAAUGCCAACGUAUGAUAGUGCUAUGCCACGGUUGUUUGAGUGCUGACAGAAAGAUUUCAUGCGUUACUGGGCGGCAAAAGACACUGUUUACAAAGCUGAGGGACGACAAGAGGAACGAAAAUGACAAAAACUUACUUCUUUGCUGGGAGUGUAAAGCAUUGUUAAAUAAAACUCAACAGUUUCAAACUCGGAUCAAAUCAGCUCAGAAACAACUAGCGGACUACCUACAUGGCUAUAUGCAUGAUACGAACAAAUUCAAUAUCCACACACGAUUGUCAAAAACAAAAAAUCCCGAAUAUGAUCACAUAUACGUUCAUGAAGAAGAAAUCAAUGAAAACAAUUUCUUUUCCACACAAUAUGGAUCGGACACGGAAUCGGACACAAAAGAUGAUUUAGUCAUCGACGAGGAAGACAAUUUUUUAACAGAGAACGCAGAAUUAUUGCAAGAGAUAAAAGAAGAAUGUGAUAAUGAAAUUAAAAAUGAAGUUGACAGUUUAAGUUGCAAUGAUGAUAAUGACGACAUGGAUUACUGUGAUAGGGAGUUUAAAAUAGAAGAAAGAGAUCUUUUACGGAAGGAAAAAAGGAAGAAGAAAAGGCCAGCUGGAUACCAGUCCAUAAAAAAGUAUUCUAACUUUGCAACGUCUAGAGUAAUUCGUGACCCUUUUACGGAUGAGGUUGGAGAGUUUUAUGAUAGUGUGAAUUUAGACUUCAGUGAUAUAAAGGAGAUUCAUAUAAAAUUUUCUUUAUCAAAGGCUAAAUUUGUGUGUGAAAUGUGUAAAAUUGGGUUCACAAGGCAUUUAGAUUAUGCGAGGCAUAAUGUUUUUAAACAUUUAGAGAUUAGUUAUCCAGCACCUUGUAAUAUAUGUAAAGACAAUAUAACAUCUGAAGCCCACCUCCACGCGCACUGGAAGCUGCAACAUAAUAUCAUGAUGAAGUGUAAAUUCUGUGGUGACAUCUGUCGCAAUAAGGGCGAACUAAAGAAACAUCUGAACAGGACACACACUAAAAUAUAUACUUGUGACAAAUGCGCUCAGGAGUUUCCAACAUUACGUGAUUUCACUGAGCAUUAUAAAAAUAUGCAUGAAAUAUUCCAGUGUGAUCAUUGUCAGAAGACAUUUAAAGUUAAAGUCAAGCUUGAAGCGCAUAUGAAAAACUACCACCUACCUCUAUACUGCAGUGUAUGUAAGAAAAAUUUCAAAAAUUUCCGCCAAUACGCUACACACCUGAAGUACUAUCACCCAGAAUUGGUUCCGAUCAAAAUAAACGCAGAAGUGAAUCUUACGAGUAAAGAUUUAAGGUACUGUGUCGAGUGCGACAAGCAGUUCCCGAGCGUGUACUUGUAUCAGAAACAUGUUAAGGAUUCAGUGAAACAUACGCCAAAGCCUAAAGUAAGCUUACCAUGUCCGGUUUGCAACAAAACUUUUACCAAAACGUCGUACAGAAACAAUCAUUACAGAUUGUUUCAUACGGACAAGACGAAGCAUUACUGCGAACUAUGUGAUAAGUACUUUGUCAACGGAUUUGGUAUACGAACACAUUUCAAGAAUGUCCAUCAGAAGAUUCCUAAGCCAAAAGACAAAAUUUGCGACCUGUGUGGCAGGGGAUUCCAUACAAAUAAUAUCCUCAUGAACCACAGACGUACUCAUACCGGUGAAAAACCCCACAAAUGUCAAUACUGUCCAGCAGCCUUCGUUCAAAAAACAGCCAUGUUGACACACCAGAAAACACAACAUAAAAACUUGGUUUAAUCAUCUCGCAAUCAGCCACGUACUGUGUCCACUGCCUCCCACAGUCCCACCCCAAUGAUUUCUUCGCGAGGUUGAAAGCAACCUUGAAGCCUUGAGCUAAUGCUCACAUAUGGGGUGUACGAGUUAUAGUAGUUAACUCCGUACAUUGAUUUGUAGUAGAGAUGAAGUUGAUGUAGUGUAGAGAUACAAGUUUCAUCCAGUUGCACUGAGUAGUUAGUUUAUUGCAAUUAACUCGUCGAGUACCGUCAUUAUAGACACAAUUAUAGAACAAUAAGUUGCGGUCACCGGUGACCGCUUGGUGUUUGACAGUUUAAAUUACAAUAUGAAUGAAAGGCGAUUAUUUCUCUCAGUUGCUGAUAGCUACCAAGUUAUAAGUUGACUAUAUUUUAAUUCGUUAUUCAUGUUGUUUUAUUACGCGAAAUUGUACGCGCGUCGUUAGCCUAAAGUAGGUUGCCGCGUAAACAGGAAAAUGUGCGGUGGUGAAACCGAACGGUGGGGCUACCGCUACUGUUUUCUCACCAAAUAGCGCUAAUGUGAACUACUCGUUUUUCGUCCAAUAGGGAAUUAGCUAGUGGCACGCCAUUGAACAUUCAAUAUUUGACGGCUGCAGUGAUUGGACAAAAACAACUCUUGCUACUUUUCCGCCAUCUAGUGAGUAACGGUAGCCCCCAUUGAACGAGUGUCUGUUGUCGCAUUUCGGAAUAUAGCUAAAGUUUCUAAGAAUACUUCACCGAACAACUUCGUCAGUCAUGUAGAGGAGGUAUUUAUUUAUUUAUUUAUUAUUAUUUAUAUUUGA
Spodoptera litura is the source of this 2641-nucleotide messenger RNA. The record is from RefSeq and is a predicted model, not a curated record. Lineage: Eukaryota; Metazoa; Arthropoda; Insecta; Lepidoptera; Noctuidae.